Saxophila tyrrhenica is the source of this 1560-nucleotide messenger RNA. RefSeq lists its product as uncharacterized. The transcript has 3 exons. Gene Ontology annotation, molecular function: iron ion binding; heme binding; monooxygenase activity. The record is from RefSeq and is a predicted model, not a curated record. The coding region runs from base 1 to 1560 and encodes 519 amino acids. NCBI's taxonomy places the organism in Eukaryota, Fungi, Ascomycota, Dothideomycetes, Mycosphaerellales, Extremaceae.
AUGCUCGCAGUCUUAUGGCUUCUGGGCCUGCUACUGUCCCUCAUCCUCUACACAGUCUACCACAUCUCGAUAGCUCACAGUCGACCCUCUGGAGCUGAAUUACCACCUGGCCCCCGAGGACUGCCACUGAUUGGCAAUCUGUUACAGAUCCCUCCGAAGCACUCAUGGCUCAAGUUCUACGAGUGGUCGCAACAGUAUGGCCCUCUUUACCGCUUAAGCGUGAUGGGCCGAAACCAGGUCAUCGUUUCAACCGAGAAGGUUGCGAAUGGGCUGCUUCGGGAGCGAGGUAAUAUUUACUCAUCCCGGGAGCAGCUGCCCAUGGCCGCAAAGCUCAUGUCCCGAGAUCUAAGGCCUUUACUUCUGCCAUACGGAGAGCGUUGGCGUAGAGGAAGGAAGCUAAUGCACGCCAUGACCAUGCCCUCAGCCGCCACUUCAUACCAGCCUUUACAGACGUCCGAGUCGGAGCAUCUGCUGGUGGACCUACUUCGGCAGCCAGACCAGUACGAAUUUCUGCUGGAGCGCUAUGCAGGUGCGGUCAUCAUGCGCUUGGCGUAUGACAAGAGUUAUGAGGGCAACGAAGACGAUGUGAGAAAGGCGCUGCAGGUGGUGCACACCGUCGAGCGCGUUGCGUCGCCAGGAGCUUAUCUGGUUGAUACAUUCCCAUUCCUGAUGUACCUCCCCGACUUCCUCGCUCCCUUCAAGCGGGAGGCAAAAGCCCUGCACCAGUUCGAACUGACGUUCUUUCGCUCAAUGCUUGCCGACGUCCGCGAAAGGCUAUCUGUGAACGCAUGCGGACCUUGUUUCGCACGGAGCUUCCUCGAAAGGCAGGAUUCCUGGAGCCUCUCCAUGGACGAGGGGGCGUACGUGCUCGGAACGCUCUUCGAAGCCGGCAGCGGCACCACCGCAGCGGCUAUGAUGUCCUUCAUUCUGGCUAUGCUGCACCAUCCAGCAUGGCAGACAGCCAUCCAGUGCGAAGUCGACGACAUUUGCGGAGCUGAUGGACGCCUGCCCAACUUCGCGGAUGUCCCACAGCUGCCCACCGUGCGCGCCGUGAUAAAGGAGGUCCUGCGCUGGCGACCUGUCACUGCCGGCGGUGUGCCCCAUGAGCUCGAGCGCGACGACGUCUACGACGGCGUCUUCCUACCCAAGGGUACGAAUGUUCACGCCAACCAAUGGGCAAUCCAUCGUGAUCCAGCCCUAUAUCCGGACCCGGACACCUUCAACCCAGCACGCUGGCUCGACGAAAAGUACCCGACGUACAGGACCCCGCUUGACCGAUACCCCAAUCUGCAGAACUCUUCGGCUUUCGGCUUCGGCCGGCGUAUAUGUCCUGGUAUGAACAUCGCGGAGAAUUCAUUACACCUUUUGACUGCGCGGUUAGCGUGGGCGGUGGAUGUGCGGAAGAAGCCAGGCGUGGAUGUGCCCUGGUACAACUACACAGAAGGGUUCAACGUCCAGCCUAAGCCCUUCCAAUUCGAGCUGAUUGCGCGAAGCGCGGACAAGCGGCGCAUCGUAGAGCAAACAUGGCAGCAAAGCUUGGCGAGAGGACCUGGUCGAUAG